AUGGGAUCAGGAGCGAGCAAAGGUAGCGAAGUACAGCUUCGAGGCACUGGGAGCAUUAGCAGCGUGAGCACAGCAAGUUCCGCCAGCGACAGCGGAAGCGAGCAGCUGGCCCUGUGUGUGGCCAAGGGCAACUUGCCCAAUGAGAUGCUUCAGAAGGCUGCGGCGCGCCUGAUCCGAACGGAGCCCGGGCGGCCCGAGUCCUUCGCUAUUCCGGCCCGAGACCGGGAGGCCGGGCACGGGCCAUGGAGGAUGGCAGGGGCAGGGGAUGAUGGCAGGGGAGGAUGGAUUGGGAUGGAUUAA
Messenger RNA from Cladocopium goreaui, 300 nucleotides. The record is from the annotation of a GenBank genome assembly. Lineage: Eukaryota; Dinophyceae; Suessiales; Symbiodiniaceae.